CAACUCGACCGUAUAAAUGAGAAUAUGGACACUAUUCACAAUGACUUGAAAGAAGCUGAACACGAACUGGACAACCUGGAGAAAUGCUGCGGGGUUUUCACCCUCCCAUGGAAAAAAGUGAAAAGGCCGGGGAAAGAAAAGCACUUCAAGCCAAAACAAUACAGUCAGUCCCAAAACUCAGUAUCAAAAUCACAGAACGCCGCAGACGGCAGAGGCGAUCCAAAUGUUGCCAUGCGUUAUCAAGCUACGAGUCAACCAGGCUACAUUCAACGGUAA
Molecule: messenger RNA, 276 nt
Organism: Dibothriocephalus latus
Lineage: Eukaryota; Metazoa; Platyhelminthes; Cestoda; Diphyllobothriidea; Diphyllobothriidae
Source: the annotation of a GenBank genome assembly